AGGGAAAUAUAGCUAGGUUCGCUAGCCAGCUAGCUGGCCGAGUCAGCGAGUAACGUUAAACACAGUCACGGACGUUUCUGCUUAAAAUAUAGUAACAAACCCCAUUAUGUCUUUUUCAAGAGCACCACUGAAAAGAUUUAAUGAGCGAGUCGGCUGCGCUCCACCACCAGGUUCAUAUGAUGUGAGAAACGAAGACGUAAAAGGUGCUGUCUCCUUCCAUAAAGCCGAGCGCUUCAAAUCGGCUAAAUCGGUUGAUGGUGUACCUUCUACGAAAGAUGCCCUAACUUCACCCAUGCGCCGAACAAUGUCUGCCGAUGGCUUGGCUGAAGUGUCCAGCCUGAAGAAGGACAAGAAUGGAUAUUCGGUGCAGAGGAAGCAGCAGACAUUACUGGAGAAAGAGAUCCGGUCUCUUGUGCAUCAGCGGGCGGAGCAGGACCGCAAGCUCCAGGCCUUGGAGGAGGAGCUGCGAAAGAUCGAGGCUAAGCUGCUGUCCGCUGUGCGCGAGAAGACCGGGCUCUCCGCCAGCGUGGCCUCCCUGGAGAGGCAACUGGGGGACCUGAAAAAGGCCAAUGAAUUCCUGAAGACCAAGUUUUCCACAGACAGCUCAAAAAAGAGGAUUAACUCUCUCUCCAUGGAGCUCAUUGAGGCAAAGAAUAAACUAGAUGCCAAAGACAAGGAGCUGAGUUUCCUGAAGAUCAGCACGGAGGGCCAGGUGAAGGUGCUGGAGACAGACUUGGCAGCUCUGAGGGCAACACUGGAUGCCCUGAGGGAGAGGAACCAAGACCUGGAGGACCUCCGCCAGGAAGCUAAACUGCAGAAUGAGGAGAUGGAGAGUGAAAUGGACAAACUGCAUGCUGUCAUCCAAGAGCUGAGGGAGGAGAUCAAGGUGUUGCAGGGGUACUUGGAUACAGCCAAUGAAGAAAUCCAGGACUUGCGUUUGAAGGUGCGAGAGAAAGAGAAGGCUGCUCUUAGCACUUCAGAAUCUCUACUGCGGGACUCCCAGAAUGCAUUGGGGGAGAAGGAACGAGAGCUGGAGCGGCUCAGCUCUGAGCUUCAGGACUCCCAGCGUGCACUGGGGGAGAAGCAGCGGGAGACGGAAAAGCUGAUGUGUGAGCUGCAGGACUCCCAGCAUGCAUUGGGAGUGAAGGAGCGAGAGCUGGAGCAGCGCCGCUGUGAGCUGCAGGGCUCCCAGCAUGCACUGGUGGAGGCAGAGAAACAGCUGGAGCAGAAUGCGCUGGAGCUACGGGACUCCCGGUGUGCGCUGGCGCAACAGGAGCAAGAGCUGACCAGGCUGAGGGAGGUGCUGCGGAGGACGGAGGAGGAGCUGGAUCAGAGGGUGGCGCUUCUUAACGACAGAUGUCUGGUUCUUGAGCAGGAGAGAGGUAGGACACAGGAGGAGGGGCUGAGGAGAGUGCAGGAGCUGCAGGCAGAGAUCAGCUCGCUGGAGCAGAAGAGAAAGGGCGAUGAAGAGGCUCGCGCAGAACUGGCAAAACUGCUGGAGGAGGAGAAGGAGCGGUCAGGCUCGCUGGCUGCCCUGCUGGAGCGCCUGCAGAGGGAGCUGGAUGAGGAGCGCCGCCAGCUGGAGGGGGAGCUGGAGGAGGCGCUGGGGGAGCUUUCUCUGCUGGAGGAGCAGGAGCAGCGCAGCAAGGAGGAGAACCAGGAGCUGGAGAGGGAGCUGACUGACGUCCGGGCUGAGCUGGACAGGAAAAGGGCGGAGCUGCAGAACGUGGAGGAGCGCCACCUGGAGGCCGUGGCCAAAUUGCAGGAGGAGCACAGCAGCUCACUGAGGAAGAUCGGGGAGAUGGCCACAGAGCUGGAGAGCACUAAGAAGUCCCUGGGUGAUGACAUGCACCACGUGGAGGCCCGCUGCCAGGAGCUGCAGGAGGAGGUGCGGAAGGUGACGCAGCAGUUCGAGGAAGAACGCCGGCAGCUGCAGGACGUCCAGCAGUCCCAGGACAAGACCAAAGAGGAGUAUGCCAGGAUGCUGCUGGAAGCCCAGACGAGGCUGGCCCAGAAGGAGGCGGAGCUGAGGGCGGCGGCGGAGGCGCACGCCGCGGAGACGGGCAGGCUGCGGGGCCAGGCGGAGCGGGAGAGGGAGCGCGCGCGGGGGCUGGAGGGGUGGCUGGAGCAGGAGGCGCAGGACAGGCAGGAGCAGAGGAGGUGCUCGCGGGAGGGGAGGGCCGAGGAGACGGAAAGGCUCCGGAGCCGGGUGGAGCAGCUGGAGCGGGAGAAGCGAGAUUUCGAGGAGAGGAUGGAGGGGCAGAGGGAGGAGCUGCAGAGACUACAGGCGGAGAUGCGGGAGAGGAGUGCUCCAGCCGUGGACGAGGCAGAGAUGUGGAGAGCACGCUAUGAAGAGCUCCAUGCCAAAGUUAAACCUUUCCAGGAGCAGCUGGACCGCUUCGCCGCCGAGCGCAACGCCCUCAUGAACGAGAACGGGGCCACGCAGGAGGAGCUGAACCGCCUGGCCGACGCCUACGCCCACCUGCUGGGCCACCAGAACCAGAGGCAGAAGAUCAAGCACGUGGUGAAGCUGAAGGAGGAGAACAUCUCACUUAAGCAGGAAAUGCUGAAGCUUAGGACCCAGCUGGGGAAGCAGAAGAAGGAGCUAGACCAGCUGAAGGCCAGUUCAGCCCCACGUAGGUUUGACCCCAGCAAGGCCUUCAAGCUGGACAGCAAGGAGAACCAGCAGCCCCCAGCCACACCCAGACAGGGCAAUCAGAAGGUGCUCUGAACUUUCCCAUGUUAGUUAUGUCAACUUGUGACUGUACUGGGCUCCUUUCACCAGCAGUACGAUGGCCA
Megalops cyprinoides (Indo-Pacific tarpon) is the source of this 2799-nucleotide messenger RNA. It is a transcript of the gene hmmr, whose product is annotated as hyaluronan-mediated motility receptor (RHAMM). Lineage: Eukaryota; Metazoa; Chordata; Actinopteri; Elopiformes; Megalopidae. The coding region runs from base 107 to 2731 and encodes 874 amino acids. Gene Ontology annotation, cellular component: membrane. The transcript is spliced from 20 exons. The record is from RefSeq and is a predicted model, not a curated record. Gene Ontology annotation, molecular function: hyaluronic acid binding.